Molecule: messenger RNA, 999 nt
Organism: Trichophyton benhamiae CBS 112371
Lineage: Eukaryota; Fungi; Ascomycota; Eurotiomycetes; Onygenales; Arthrodermataceae
Exons: 2
Coding region: 1-999 (332 amino acids)
Source: RefSeq, a predicted model, not a curated record
AUGGCGCCUUGGGAAGAGUUCGAUAUUGCGUUUGCCUUCAAGCGGGAUUUUUCCUAUGAUCACAAGCUCGUGGACCAAAUAAUCUCUAAUCGACGGGUCCUUGAUCAUGUUCUCUUCGUUGACCGGCUGUUGAAAAUACUCGGAAUUGAAGCUGGUAAGACAUUUUUGGGGCUCAAACUGGAAUCUAUGAGCAAGGCUAAUGUGUAUGGUGUAGCAUCAAAGAUAUACCCCCCGAGAUCUAACCAAAGCUUGCGGUCCCUCUUCCAGCAAAUCGUCUCGUCGUCUUCGCCCAAUCACCACAAACAAUCCUUGAUCUACUACAUCUUGAAAGACUGCCGAGGAGCUACUGAGAAGUCAGGCGCUUUGCAGUUUGCCAGGACAUGUUAUCUACCGGAUAAGUACAGGCUAUUUAUUGACGGGCUAUGGUACCUCGAUAAGCUAGAGUUUCGACGCGCCCUGGAGUAUAUUACAGAGCCAUCUUUAAUACCCACCUUCUCCGAUGAAAUUCUCUAUGUCCUGUCAGCCUCGUCGAAGCAAGAUGACGGUCUUGCUAUAGCCUACUAUGUAACCGUUCAGCCCCCGCUAGCUUCUCAGAAAGCUCUCAAUGCAUAUUUUGGAUCGCUGUGUCGAACUGGAGUUCCAGAAGCGUUUUAUUUCCUAAGACAACAGCCCGAAGAAAGUAGUUCGUCGCUAUUAGAACAGCUCAUAACCUUUGUUCUUUCCACAAAGGCCGGAGAGUUAAGGGCUAAACGUGCCAUGGACCUCAUAAACUUACCUUUUAGCGAGACUGAAGAAGAGUGCUUCAAUGACUUACUCUUACGCGGUAAUGCAAAAAACUUGCACGGUGCUCGGGAUACAGUCAUGAUGAGACGGGUUGCUACUGGGCGAGUGGAAAAUUUGGACAGCGAACUGGAGUCACUUGGAGGGCGCAGGCUAGAGGGCCUUAACUGGGAUGAUCUGAAGAGAAAUCUCAAGUCUACCAAUUCUGUGGAAGCUUGA